AUGGAUUCAAAUAUUGACAAUGGACUGAAGGUCGCGGAAGAGCUCCAGAUCUUCCAGAGAAAACUUGCAACCUUGAAAGAAAAUGGUACGAUCUUGAGCAUCGAAGAUCUCGCCAUGGAGCUCUUCAGUCAAACCCUUGAAGAAGCGUCGAAGAAGUUGGGAAUUCGUGAUGAUCCUAGUGAAAAACAAACUACGCAUGCUACGCAAUUGUUGAAGAUUUAUUUGAUACUGUCAAAUGAGGAAUGUAGAAGAGUUGUUGAGCUUAGGAGCCGGGGAUGGCAUGACAAUAGAGAAGAGGGAGAUGCGCACUUCCGACGGCAGCGAAAACGUGCCGAUUCGACCACACCAGAGGAAGAACGUGCUUUUUACAAGAUGAUGCAACAGAUCGGACAGGAAAUGCAUGGAUCUCACCACAUCUUCACGAUUUCUUCCCCCAAAGACAAUCAAGUCAAUAUCCUCGACCUCUGUAUGGCUCCUGGCGGUUAUACUGCAGCCGCUCUCGACCACUGUAACGGCUGUAAGGCGUAUGGUAUUACUUUGGCAACUGAAGCUGGUGGUCAUACUGUUAUUAUUGGCAAAAGUCGUCUCCAAGGCCUCAGAUUCCAUGAUAUUACAAUGUACACGGAGUUCUGCCCAAGUGACAAGGAUAUUCCCGAGGAUUUCAAGUCGAGGUUCAGUGACAUCAAACCUUUCAAGCAUAUCAAAUUUCAUCUCGUAUUCGCUGAUGGCAAGACGCUUCGUACUCAUGAUCGCAUCAAGGAUACAUAUGAUGCCAAUCUUAACAAGGAGACAGUACGCCUACAAACCUCACAGCUGAUUCUCGCCAUGAACAGAAUGCACAAGGGAGGCACUUUGGUCAUGCUGUUACACAAGAUUGAUACCUGGCACUCAGCCUCCUUGUUGUACACAUUUUCGAAGUUUGCAAAGGUCGAAGUUUUCAAACCAAGUAGAAAGCAUGCUACGAGAAGCAGCUUUUACAUGAUUGCGAAGGAUAUUGAAGUUAGCCAUCCAGAGGCGAUCAAAGCCAUUGAAGAGUGGCAGAAAGAUUGGUACCGUGCCUCUUUUGGGGGUCUAGACAUGACAGGUUUACCCAAAGAGGAACCGACAAAUGAGGUAGUUCAAGAUCUACUCACAAAAUUUGGUCCAAGAUUGACCGAUUUGGGACAAAAGGCUUGGAUGAUACAGGCAGACGCAUUGAGUCACACCAGCUAUGCAGGAUCAAUUGAUGUUGGGGUCAAAUUGGGGUUCAGAAAGCGUGUCUGGAAUGGACUCAAGGGCGUUUUCAAGGAUCAUCACGAGGGGUUGAAAAUGGUGCGUGGUGUGGGAUAUGCGCCGAUUGGUGGUAGGGGAGCUGGUGGCUGGGUAGUAGGAAGUGAUGGCCAUAUUACUGCUGGUACUAGGGGAUCAGGACGUGAAGCUGCUUCUAGUGGUAUCACUGGUAUGAAUGGUGACAAUAGGGCCUUUUUCAUGGUAGGAGCUUGA
This is a messenger RNA of Sclerotinia borealis F-4128, 1482 nucleotides long. The record is from the annotation of a GenBank genome assembly. NCBI's taxonomy places the organism in Eukaryota, Fungi, Ascomycota, Leotiomycetes, Helotiales, Sclerotiniaceae.